CUGCGCCCGCUCUGCUCUCUCCCUCUCGCUUUCGCCGAAACCUGAGCUCCUAAAAAGCGAAGCCCCAAUCCCUCGAUCGAAACCCCCCCUCUCUUCCACAAAACCCUACCUUUCUGCGCGACGCCCGACCCGUGUUUUCCCCCAAUCGCGUCUCGUUGGCUCAGAUCUCGCUCCAUUUGUGAUCUCGCUGCCGACCGCUGUUGCCUCAGCCUCAUUGUACCUUAGAUUGACCCCCAUUUGAGCUCCUAACGUCGGAUCUAGGCCGCCUCGGGCCAUGGCGAGAGCGUGUUUCUUGAUCUCUUUGGUCGUCGCGAGCUGCUUGGUGUGGAAAGCCCACUCGUUCGCGCUCUCCGCGAAACUCGUCCACAGGUUCUCUGAUGAGGCGCGGGCCGCGGCGGCGUCCCGCAUCGGCGGAGGAGGCGGGGAGCGGUGGCCGACGCGGCGAAGCAAGGAGUACUACCAGAUGCUGGCGAGGAGCGAUCUCCUGCGGCGGAAGCGGCGGCUUGGUGCCCGGUACCAGAUGUUGUUCCCCUCCGAGGGGAGCGAGACGUUGUCGCUUGGAAAUGACUUCGGAUGGUUACACUACACAUGGAUCAAUAUAGGAACUCCUAAUGUUUCCUUUCUUGUCGCUUUGGAUGCUGGAAGUGACCUGCUUUGGAUCCCAUGUGAUUGCAUACAAUGUGCUCCUUUGUCUGGUUAUCAUGGCAGUUUGGAUAAAAAUCUCAGCAUGUAUAGUCCGGCUGAAUCGAGAACCAGCAGAUAUCUCUCAUGCAAUCAUGAACUAUGUAGUUUGGGUUCAACCUGUGGCAGUGCAAAACAGCCUUGCCCUUACAGGAUAAACUACUAUUCAGAAAAUACAUCCAGUUCAGGUUUGUUGGUUGAGGAUAUAUUACACUUGGCAACUAGUGAGGAUCACGCAUCAGUGCAGGCUUCGGUCAUCAUAGGAUGUGGUAGAAAGCAGAGUGGUGAUUAUUUGGAUGGAAUUGCUCCUGAUGGUCUUCUGGGUUUGGGAUUUGGAGACAUUUCGGUUCCAAGCUCCCUUGCAAGAACUGGACUGAUACGAAACUCUUUUUCCUUGUGCUUCCGGGAUGAUGACUCUGGAAGAAUUCUAUUUGGAGAUCGAGGCUUGCCCACCCAACAGUCUACACCAUUUGUUCCCUUGGAUGGAAAAUACGACACUUAUCUCAUUGCGGUGGAGAGUUUCUGUAUGGGAUCUUCAUGUCCUGGGAAAACCAGCUUUCAUGCACUAAUUGACAGUGGAUCAUCCUUCACCUUUCUUCCUAACAACAUCUAUAAGAGAGUCACUCUGGAGUUCGACAGACAAGUUAAUGUCUCAAAGCGUGCCACUAAUAAUGAAUCUCCUUGGGAAUACUGUUAUGAAGCCAGCCCUCUUGGGAUGCCUGGUCUGCCAAAAGUAAAACUAAUAUUUGGUGGAAACAAGAGCUUCAUGGUUAUCAAUCCUAUUUAUCCUUUCUAUAAUACAGAGGGAGAACUUGCUGUGUUUUGCUUAGCUCUUCAGUCAUCUCAAGAAAGUCUUGGCACCAUAGGACAGAAUUUUAUGACGGGAUAUCAUUUGGUAUUCGAUAGAGAGAACUUGAAGCUGCGAUGGUCACGAUCUGAUUGUCAUCAUGAUCUUGACAACAGCAGGAGGAUGCCAUUGGGUUCACCACCACGUAACAGGCCUGAGAAUCCGUUGCCGACGAACGAACAACAUAGCUUUCCUAACAAUGCCCGUGCCAUUUCUCCUGCGGUUGCCGGGCGGGCUCUCCCUGCUAACUCAUCGUCUGUUUCCCAAGGGUUGAAUGCCUGGUACUGUCUGUUGUUGCUACUGACUCAACUCGCUGUAUUUGCCAUCGGGUGAUAGUCUUGGAUCUAAAAUACAUAAAUAGUGUUGUAAAUCUCGGUUCAUGGCUUUCCGUUAUCCAAUGUGUUUUUGUGGUCAUUGGAUUCUUGGGGCUGUUGUCCACUAUAUUCUCCAUUAAGUGUCUCUGUUAUCAAUUCACAUAUUGCCUGGUGGAUGAUACUAAUUCACAUGUUCACAUGAUGGGGUUGGGUAGUGAGAGAUGAAAAAUCCGAAAUCAAAUAGAGAAAUUUAUCAGAGAUUAAUAAUUAAAAUAAUAUAUCAGAAAUUAAUACAAUAUUUAAUAUUAUUUGAUAAAUCUUGUUUAUCUUCACAAAAAGUUAGUCCGGAUAUUAUGUCUUUUGAUAUUAUUGUUAUUGUUUGCACUUGUUAGUUUUAUUGGCAAAUUCUCACUGAUUUAGAUUAAUAGCUGAAGCAAUUGAAGUCACUGAGCGCCCGAUAAGUGGGCCGGACGGGCGUGUUCAACCGGAUGCGGCCCAGGAGCCCGUCUGAUUAAGCGGUGAAACUGUCUCCUUCUCCACAGCUACCGCGACUGCGGCGUUUUCCUUGGCGAAAGGCGGCAGCAGCGGUGGCAUCUUCCUCCGUCGAGCUCUUAUCGCUGCGGCGUUUUCCUCGGCAAACGGUGGAUGCUGCGGUUUCCUCUCCGUCGGCGAACGGUGACAGCGCCCGGAAUAUAGGAUGCUUGGUAGUGUCUAAACCCACCAACUACGAUAUAAAAAUAAGUGGAAGAUAGUGUCUGUGCUCUGGUGUUAUAUGAUGCCAGUAUUUCAGUGGUGGAGAAUUGCUCUGAUGUGAGCAUUUGAAUGAGUAACGAAUUAUAGGUACUCGUUAUCAACUCUCAAACACCAUUUAGAGACUUAUCUCUGGAAGAAUUGGCUGAUUGGAAUUGAAUGCAUGUGGAUUAACACAAGUGGUAUAGGAAUGCUGUCUGAGACAAAUGAUUAGUUGAAAGUUUUCAAUAUCCUUGAUUGGAGGCAGAAGUUGAAUUUGGACUUGGAGAGGGCAGAAAUAAGACUACUUUUCUUGUAUUUUUCUGCAAACAGUAGGUGAUACUGCCUCAAAAGACAAUGUUUUUCGUGCACAAGAGGCUCUUUUGCCUUCUCUCAUGUAACAAGUCCACCGUCCAUGUUUCUUCCUAUCAACUCUGCAGUCUGUUUAGCUUUUCCACUGCCGAAGAGCACAGUUCAAAUCAUGGAUCCAACUUUACGUUGGUCGACCCCCUUGAGUCAUGUGAACUUUCCUCAAAAGAGGCUGCAAAAAGGGCCAAGGAUCGCAUCUGUGAAAAAGAACUUUCAAGUUCAAGUCCUUCCAUUGAGUUCUUCAAGCAGAGCGGUUGGAGUGAUCCACUAGUCAUGAAGCUUUUGCAGAGGGAACCCAGGCUUCUACGUGCUAACGUAGAGACUAUCCUGAAGCCCAGGAUGAGAUCUUUGCAGGACAUGGGAUUUUCUGACACUGAAAUAGUUCAGCUGGUUUCAUCAUGUCCGUGUCUGCUCUAUUUACGUGAUAUCCAACCAAGGAUCGACUUCUGGAGGUCACUACUUGGUUCUAAUGAGAGAUUAAUUAAAGCCAGCAGGAGGAACAUGUUUCUCCUUACUUCUAGCGUGGCUCGAAAGGUUGAGCCCAAUAUAUCUCUCUUGAGGGAAUGUGGCAUCAGUGAGCAAUGCAUCACGCAGAUGGUGGUGGCAUUACCGAGUUUUUUUUGUCGAACGAACAAAUGUAUCGACGAAUCUAUCAAACAUGUUGAGGAGUUGGGUGUGUCACGUGACUGUAAAAUGUUCCCUGAUGCACUUUUAAAUGUCAUGACCCUGAGCUGGUCUAGGUUUCAUGCUACUUUUGCUACCCUGAUGAGCUUUGGGUGGUCCCAACCAGACAGCCUUGCUGCAUUCAGGAGGUAUCCAGUCAUUUGGAAUUACUCAAAGAAGAACUUAUGUGACAAGAUGACAUUCCUGAUGAAGGAAGCUGGUUGUGAGCUGACAUAUAUCAUUGGUCAUCCCGUGCUUCUUACAUAUAGCUUGGAGAAGAGGUUGAGACCUCGAUAUGAAGUUAUGAAUUUUCUUUAUCAGAAUAAAUUGCUGGAUAAAGGACAUGACCUGCUAUCUGUCAUCCUGCUCUCUGAAGAGAAGUUCAGAAACAAAUUCCUUUUCCUGCUAUGCAACGAGAAAUUUAUUGCUCUAUAUGAUACCUAUGUUGCUGCCGUGCAGGGAAAGCACCACGUUGUUGCGGAAAACUAGGAUUGCAAGUGUAAACCUAAUGCAUGCUGACCGAAACUUAAUCAUUUUACAUUUGUGACAAUUUAAAAUUCUCCUUGAGUUUCUUGAAGUAUAACUUCCAUGUUGA
Messenger RNA from Musa acuminata AAA Group (dessert banana), 4198 nucleotides. Its product is annotated as aspartic proteinase-like protein 1. The transcript has 12 exons. Gene Ontology annotation, biological process: proteolysis. Lineage: Eukaryota; Viridiplantae; Streptophyta; Magnoliopsida; Zingiberales; Musaceae. Gene Ontology annotation, molecular function: aspartic-type endopeptidase activity. The coding region runs from base 275 to 1861 and encodes 528 amino acids. The record is from RefSeq and is a predicted model, not a curated record.